AGUUUCGCGCGGGAUGCCUAACGACGCCGAUAAAAUUAUGGGUAGAUCGAGUCUCUACUUGCUGGCCAUUCUGGCAGCCGCUUUGGCGACCGUCAUCGCCGAGGAGAUGUACUCGGACAUGUUCGAUCACAUCGAUCCCGACGAUAUCCUGCCGAACGACGAGCUGCGGAAUCAGUACUACAAAUGCUUCAUGGACACCGGCCCGUGCGUGACGGAAGAUCAGAAAUACUUCAGACAGCAUGCCGCUGAAGCGUUCGUCACGAAAUGCCGGAGGUGCACGGAGAAGCAGAAGCAGAACGUGGAGAAGAUAGUCGUGUGGUACACCGAGAACCGACCCGAGGAGUGGCAAGCCAUGAUAGGGAAGCUCUUGGAGGACGCGAAGAAGCUCAACAUUACACCCGCUGCCUGAUGUUGCCAAACAAGCGCAUUUGGCACCGUCAUGUAUACUUAAUUGUGAAAUAACAAAUAACGAUCUUUGUGCGUCCAUAGUAGUUUUCCAAGAUGUAGCUGCAAUAUACGUAGGCGAGAGGGAGAUUUAGCGGUGUUGCAUGUACAAUUGUAACUGACAAUAAAAGCCGUUUCGUGACGGGGCCGAAAA
Molecule: messenger RNA, 598 nt
Organism: Vollenhovia emeryi
Lineage: Eukaryota; Metazoa; Arthropoda; Insecta; Hymenoptera; Formicidae
Product: ejaculatory bulb-specific protein 3-like
Exons: 2
Coding region: 14-409 (131 amino acids)
Source: RefSeq, a predicted model, not a curated record